AAAAAGUGAAACGUACCAAGAGAACUAUUUAGAGUUCACACAAGUUCCGGAAGAUAGUUGUGUACAUCAGUGUAUAUUAGUAUAAAUAUAUUUCUUUUAUUACACAAUGAGGUCGCUGACAUUGUAUAUCGUGUUAGCAGGAUGUAUUGCACUUGCAAUGACUCAUUCUUAUCACCUUGGUACUUGUCCAAUUGUCGAACCAAUGUCCGGCUUUCAAAUGAAUAAGUUUCUUGGAGAAUGGUAUGUGAUCCAAAAAACUUCAACAGCUAGUAAAUGUAUUAGUUAUAAUUAUACACGUGGGGAAGAGCCAGGCGAAUAUAUUAUCACGCAAGAUUCUGAUAUACCAAUUUUAGGUCUUACGUCGCUGAAACAUGAAUAUCAUUACACGGGUACGUUGACCGUCCCGUAUCCUAGUGUGCCCGCCCAUAUGUCUGUUCGCUUUCCUCUUAGCGUAGCUGGGACCGCGUUACAUGUAAUCUUUGGUACAGAUUAUGAUAAUUAUGCGGGUAUCUUUACUUGCCAGAAGCUUGCCUUCGCCCAUCGACAAUCUGCGACAAUUUUGUCACGUAAACGUGAUCUCGAUAAAGCUUAUGUAGACAAUAUUCGCCAAACCCUCGCUAGUUUCGGUGUUGAUCCUUUUGAGCUGAGUAUAAUCAGCCAAAGUAAUUGCCCGCGCGGUAAUAAUAGUUUUGACUUUAAUAUCGAUCCGCAUACCUUUACAGUUGAUAAUUUUGGUCACGCAAUGCGUAAAGCAGGAGAGAAGAUCGGUGACGGCGUUGAAUGGAUCGGUGGUCAAAGUAGUAAAGUAUAUUAUAAAAUCACUAGCGGUGAAAUCAAGAAGGCCGAGAAACCUGAACUACCUACGAACGUCACACCUCUUUUGAAGACUCCAAAGUUUGAGAACAACGAAAUUGAGUCGAUAUUCUGAAAACGUUCAUUUUGCUUUUCAUUACUUUAUUAUAAAUAAUACUGCAAUGUACUAAAAAGGUUUUCAU
Ceratosolen solmsi marchali is the source of this 995-nucleotide messenger RNA. RefSeq names its product apolipoprotein D. Gene Ontology annotation, molecular function: pigment binding. The record is from RefSeq and is a predicted model, not a curated record. The transcript has 5 exons. The coding region runs from base 107 to 928 and encodes 273 amino acids. Gene Ontology annotation, biological process: response to reactive oxygen species; lipid metabolic process. NCBI's taxonomy places the organism in Eukaryota, Metazoa, Arthropoda, Insecta, Hymenoptera, Agaonidae. Gene Ontology annotation, cellular component: cytoplasm.